AUGGCAAGUGCUGCUGUUGCGAAGCCUGAAAGAAGAAUCGCUUGUUGCAUUGGAAACGGUUCGUAUAGUCAUCAAUCCAAUCGACUACAACAAUCAGCGAACAACGUAAAUGAUUUGGGUACGUUAUUCAAGACGCUUGGUUUUGAUGUUACUACAAUUAUUAAUGGAAAUCGUGAGAGACUUUCUCAAGCGAUCAAAACGUUGACUCAAAAUGUAAAACAGGGUGACCUGAUCAUCUUCUAUUAUUGUGGUCAAACCUAUCAAGUCAAUGGUAUCGACUAUCUCAUACAUGUGGAUGAUGAACAAUUGAAUUCUGAAUCAGAUGUGGCAAGUAGUGCUUUGAACAUUCAGGAAAUUUUGAAUCUUUUAUCAGAAACUGGCAAACAUUUUGCAAUCAUUCUGGUUGUGGAUUCUUCAAAAAUAUACCAACUAGGUAAUGCGCGUGAAUCAAAGAGCAAAGCCGAUGUUCCCUCUUCUCGAGGCAUUCGAAAAAUUAAUCUACCACGUGAAACAAUCGUUCAAUUUGCUUGCGAUGUUGACCAAAUGGUAAAUGUUAUCACUCACAACGAUCGGAAUACAUUAUAUACAAAAAUUUUGUUACAAUACAUGGCCAAGGAAUAUGUGCAUGUGAAGGAUAUUUUCAAGUAUAUAGAAAACGAUGUGUAUCAGCAGACCAAUCGUCAACAACGGCCAUCAUCUGCGAAUCGAUUGUCGAAAGGUUUGCAAGUGUUUUUGAACUAUGGGAUUGUAGUACCAAAGUUACGUAUUGAAGAAUUCAUAUCAGAUGCAAAGUUGUCACGCGAGGAAGAAGCGUAUUUUAGUGAAUGCAAAGAAUAUUACAAGUUAACAAAGGAACCGUUAGUUUGCAUUUCUGAUGAAGUACUUGCCCGUGAUAGUUCGUACUCAUGCACGACGCUCAAAUUAGCCGUUGAUGUAAAUUGUUAUCAGUUGGAAUUAGGAACUUUCUUCGAUAAAUUUUGUGAAACAAUCGGCUUACCCCGAGAGUUUUU
Adineta ricciae is the source of this 1010-nucleotide messenger RNA. The record is from the annotation of a GenBank genome assembly. NCBI's taxonomy places the organism in Eukaryota, Metazoa, Rotifera, Eurotatoria, Adinetida, Adinetidae.